Hemicordylus capensis (graceful crag lizard) is the source of this 3666-nucleotide messenger RNA. It is a transcript of the gene UBLCP1, whose product is annotated as ubiquitin like domain containing CTD phosphatase 1. The transcript has 11 exons. NCBI's taxonomy places the organism in Eukaryota, Metazoa, Chordata, Lepidosauria, Squamata, Cordylidae. The record is from RefSeq and is a predicted model, not a curated record. Gene Ontology annotation, molecular function: protein binding; protein serine/threonine phosphatase activity. Gene Ontology annotation, cellular component: nucleus. Gene Ontology annotation, biological process: protein dephosphorylation. Bases 178 to 1134 code for a protein of 318 amino acids.
GCGGAGUGCUUCCGGUUCUCGAGCAGCCCCGGCGGCGGCCGAGUUCUAGUUCCGGUGCGGCUGGUUCCCGGGACGUUCGCUUGGGGUGAGAGAGGGCUGCUCCCCUCCCCUCCUUCCUUUGGCUCAGCUGAUGCCUGACGGAGCUGUGGGGGUUUAUUUUGAACAUAUGUUGCAAAGAUGGCUGUUUCUCUCAUUAUAAAAUGGGGUGGGCAGGAAUUUUUGAUAACCACCCUUUCAGAAGAGGAUACAGUGUUGGAUCUCAAGCAGUCUCUCAAAGGGCUUACUGGAGUGCUACCAGAGCGUCAAAAACUUCUUGGACUUAAAGUGAAAGGCAAGCUAGCAGAGAAUGAUGUUAAGCUUGGAGCACUAAAAUUGAAACCAAAUACUAAAAUUAUGAUGAUGGGGACUCGUGAAGAAAGCUUGGAAGACGUCCUUGGGCCACCUCCUGAUAAUGAAGACGUAGUAAAUGAUUUUGAUAUUGAAGAGGAAGUUGUUGAAGUAGAGAACAGGGAAGAGAAUUUACUAAAAAUCUCCCGCAGAGUUAAAGAGUACAAAGUGGAAAUAUUAAAUCCUCCACGAGAAGGGAAGAAAUUGUUGGUGUUGGAUGUUGAUUAUACGCUGUUUGAUCAUAGGUCAUGUGCAGAGACUGGAAUUGAGCUGAUGAGACCAUAUCUUCAUGAGUUCCUGACAUCUGCAUAUGAAGACUACGAUAUUGUAAUUUGGUCUGCUACCAAUAUGAAGUGGAUUGAAGCUAAAAUGAAAGAGCUGGGAGUGAGCACCAACGCAAACUACAAGAUAACCUUCAUUCUGGACAGUGCUGCCAUGAUAACUGUGCACACUCCAAGGCGAGGAUUAAUUGAUGUGAAACCUCUGGGUGUUAUAUGGGGCAAAUUUUCAGAGUUUUACAGCAAGAAAAAUACUAUCAUGUUUGAUGAUAUUGGGCGGAAUUUUCUGAUGAAUCCACAAAAUGGACUAAAGAUAAAACCUUUCAUGAAAGCACAUUUAAACAGAGAUAAAGAUAAGGAGCUCCUAAAACUUACUCAGUACCUCAAGGAAAUAGCAAAAUUGGAUGACUUCUUGGAGUUGAACCACAAACACUGGGAAAGGUACCUUUCAAAGAAGCAAGGACAGUAGCUUUAAUUUGUAACACUGAAACCAAGCGGAACAUAGAGACCUUUUGACCCUUCCUCUUGUGUAAGCUAGAAUAAAAUAGUGCUGGACACUGAUUUAACCACCAGAAUGACUGCUUAUACUUGGUCUUCCCGUUGGUUUGCUUUGGGUCUGUCUUUCUGUCUAUGUCUUUCUCUUCUGAAGAUUACUGCUAACAACAAAAAGGAAAACCGGAUGGUUUUUUUUUCUUGAGUUUAUCUCUGGUGUUACUAUUAAAAAUGAUGUCACCUUUAUUGCUACUAUAGUAUUUACAAGAUUUUAAAGACCCUAUUGUUUUGAAAUUAGGGGGGAAGUUUUAGACCACCCCCCACCCCCCCAAAAAACAAAAAACACCACAACAACUAUGGAGCCAGUUUUGGCAUUGUUGGUUCUAAAAACUAUUUCCCCUUCCCGUUAUGGUAUUUAACUAUGAACUAUAAGCUGUCUAAUUAUGUAUUAGUAUGUCAAAUGUUCCUUUGUGCAAGACAGUUUUCAGGGUGGAAAGUACCACUAGGGGGCAAAAAUGCCUUCAUGUGUAGCUCUUGAUAAUAAAAACUGUGUAAUUGGAUUGUAUACGAUUGGAGAGUAGGAAGAAUUUUUUUUAAAAAAUGACUUCUAAUGCUUGGUUUGAAAAGCAUUCCUUUUCUUACAGAAAAAAUACUUCUAGCCUGAGGCAAUGCGUUAACCUGAGGAGAGCCAAGGACUAAUUCUUCAAAGCAUGAACAUUAGUUGUUCGGUUCUAGUUAAAGCUUGUCUGGAUACAAACUCUCUUAAUGGCAAUAUUUUAGCCACAGCUGUUCUAAGGUAUCACUUAAAGUUGUGCUGCUUCAGCCUGCACUGUGGAAGUGUGAUGUGAUCACUGUCUCGCAUUGCUGACAGUCCCUCAUCCUACCAUUUUUGCAUUUGAAAGCAAACUGCCCCUUUCAAAUAAAGAUAGCAUAUAUUGUUCUUAAGGAACUAGAGCAAGCUCAUAAUAAAAAUAAUAAUAAUAAAUGCCUUUUCUUAAAACCUGUGUUCUGUUGUUCUCAAACUUCUCGUUACAGACAAGUGUUAUGCGCUUUGAGGUUUAUUUGAGGCACAAGGCUUUAUUAAUGAUUGAGUCCAUAUUGUGCAAGACACACUCUAAUGGAAUUUGAUUGGCGUGAAGCUGUUGCUGAAGUGAAGCCAGAAAAUAAGACUACAGUUUUUAUGCCAAGUGACAUAGUUUAGGAUUACAAACCAUGAAGCAUGCAGAGCUGCUGAGUAGUCCUAACUGACCAAAACUCUGAUGUUCUUCUGCCUGUUAAUAUGCGGGUGGGGAUUGCAACCCAAGAUCGCAUUCUGUACUCUUCUGAACACAUGUGCUCCAUCUUGGGUGGAGCUAGUUUCCUAGCUAUAGCAUUAUAGUGGAGAGAGAAUUUUCUCGUAUUUGUUUAAUUCACCAGUGACUUAUAGUGACAUAAGUUCCAGUAAUUCUAAGCACCAGUUAUCUACAGUGUGCUGGCUAUAACUGGUUUUCAAAAAGGAGUGUUACAGUCUAUGGUAGUUGUAGAAUGAACUUAGAACAUAGUUUCUCGGAUCAGUGGCUAAUUCACUCCGAGCGCCUUUAGGGCACCUUUUUGACUUUUUAGUUGAUAUUGGAUCAGUUUCUGUAUUGACUAUAAUGGCAGUCUGAAUAAAAAGUGUGCAGUUUCCAGAAAUGUCUGGAAACAUGCAGUCUUAGUUGUGUAGCAAAUGUCAUUGCAUUAAUGAAUUACAGUUUUAAGUUGUGUAGCAAAUGUCAUUCCAUUACAGUGGGUUGGAUGAACUGCCUUAUCCUGAGACCAUCCGUACCAGUAUUAUCAGCUUGAGCAGUCUACACUUUCCCAAGAGUUUCGGCAGAGACCUUCCUGCCUGAUAUCCUCUGAAGUGGAGAAGUCAGGGAUUGAAUCUGAGACAUUCCGCAUGCAAAGCAUGUGCUCUACCAAUGAGUCAAGGCCCUCCUCUGGAAAAAUAAGAGUACAAUUGAUCCUGAAGUCCACUUUACAUAUUGCUAAGUGAUUGUCAUAUGAUUAAUCCAAGUAAUCACCAUAGAUUCACAGGCACAUCAUGAGUUGCUCAGAAUGCCACUGAAAUUAAAACUGAACUACAAAUUGAGCUUUCCCACAUCUUAUCAUACAACCUGUAUAGUGACCUAAACACUCUUUAUCUGAUCCAGUAUUCUCAAAUAACGUUCUGCCUAAAUUCAGGAUGUUGUACAUAUGACACCCAAGAUUUAGGCACUGCAGUACUCAAGAAUAGAGUACUGGUCAAAGAAUGUUUAGAUCACUGAAAUCUUAACAGAUUUCAGCAGCUGUCUUGGGUGAAUGUUUCUAGUACUGUAUGCUCUAACCUACUGGGAAGCAGAGCACUGGAGGACAAAGCUUAAGUAACUAUAGGUACACUGCACAGUGUUCCUAUUGAUGCCUUCUUUAAAUAUUAAUCUUUUUUGUAAGCCAUUGAAAUGUUUUUGUCUAGCUGAUGAUGACAUUCAUACUAAUAAAAUGACAUUCUUGCCUA